AUGAACUGCAUCAGCUCCCGGUGCCUGCCCGGCUGCGAGGUGGCCUGUCCCGAGCCCUGUGCCUACAGCAGAGGCCUCGGGCCCUGUGUGGCCUCCUGUGGGGACUCCACGGCCCUCGUCUACGCCCCGCCCGUGUGGAUCACCUUUCCCGGCCCCAUCCUGAGCUCCUGCCCCCAGGAAAGCAUCGUGGCCUCAUCCCUGCCCCAGCCCUCCGGUGGCUCCUCAUACGGCUCAGGGAUGGGAGGCUCCUCUGGUGGCCUGUCAAGAAUUGGGGGCUCCUAUGGAUCUGGGGGCUCCUAUGGAUCUGGGGGCUCCUAUGGUUCUGGGGGCUCCUAUGGUUCUGGGGGCUCCUAUGGAUGUGGGAGCUCUUCCGUGGGUGUCUCAGGAAGGGGGGGUUCCUCUGGAUGUGGGGCUUCCUCCUCGGGGGGCUGCUUCCUCAGGAAGUUCUACACCAGCAGCAGCCGUGGAUCCCGCCUGGGAAACUGA
Cyanistes caeruleus (blue tit) is the source of this 486-nucleotide messenger RNA. NCBI's taxonomy places the organism in Eukaryota, Metazoa, Chordata, Aves, Passeriformes, Paridae. The record is from RefSeq and is a predicted model, not a curated record.